Molecule: messenger RNA, 948 nt
Organism: Asparagus officinalis (garden asparagus)
Lineage: Eukaryota; Viridiplantae; Streptophyta; Magnoliopsida; Asparagales; Asparagaceae
Product: ethylene-responsive transcription factor ERF086-like
Exons: 2
Coding region: 4-834 (276 amino acids)
Biological process (GO): regulation of DNA-templated transcription
Molecular function (GO): DNA binding; DNA-binding transcription factor activity
Source: RefSeq, a predicted model, not a curated record
UCAAUGUCCACCUCCAAAACUUCAUCACCAUCUCCACCAUUAUCAACCACCACCACACCAACACAAUCACCAUCCUCUCCCAUCGAAAAGAGAGGAAGAAGAAAGCCUACGGAGCCCGGCCGGUUCCUUGGCGUGAGAAGAAGGCCCUGGGGUAGAUAUGCAGCUGAGAUUAGGGAUCCAACUACAAAAGAAAGACACUGGCUUGGAACGUUUGAUACAGCUCAAGAGGCUGCUUUGGCUUAUGAUAGAGCUGCCCUUUCAAUGAAAGGAGCACAAGCGAGAACCAACUUCAUCUACACUGACUUCAACUCUAUGAUCUCCCCUUUCCAAAUCCAACACCAAGUCCCUUUACAACAACCACCACCUGCUCCUCCUAUUCAAAUUGCACCACAACCUUAUCAGCAAAUUAACCAAUUUGAAUUUCAACAGAAUCCCAAUUCUUCGAGUGAAUCCGACAUUGCCAAUGACUUCUUGUUCUCUGAUGAUUCAGGGUCUGGUUAUUUAAGCAGUAUUGUUCCUGAGAGUUAUCUUAGGAAGCCGUCCCCUCCGAGGAAUAGUCAGGUCCAGGCUUGUGAAACUUUUAGUACUAAUGUAGAUUUUGCAGAAAUGGGUGCAACGAGCUCACAAGGUUCUUCUUGUUUAAGUGAAAUUCAAGGGAGUGGGAUUUGGAUGGAUGAGCCUUUAUGGGAUUGGAGCGUGAGUGAGUUUCAGGGUAGCGCUUCAAUGACGAUGGACGCUGGUAGCAGUUCAUAUAUUCCUCAGGUUUCGGAUGCAUAUUCGACUUCGGUUUCUUCACUGAAUGAAGGAACAAGAAAUUUUGCUCGUCCUAGCUAGCUAGCAAUAUGAGGCCAAUGCAGCAAAAACACACAAUCAGAAAUCAGAAUAGAACGCAAAGAAAGAAGAGCAAUUGCUAUGAGACUAUUGAAGACCAUGUCCUAAUUGGUAUAU